Messenger RNA from Clonostachys byssicola, 5178 nucleotides. Lineage: Eukaryota; Fungi; Ascomycota; Sordariomycetes; Hypocreales; Bionectriaceae. The record is from the annotation of a GenBank genome assembly.
AUGGUACAGUGGUCCGGUGUCCUCCGUGCUGCUGCCCUCGGUGCAGCGGCACUGGUGUCGGGCGUCAAUGCCUGGAACAAGGAGUCCAUCAUAGCAGCCGGAAGACCUUCCAACUCUCUGGGCUCUGGUCAGGUACCGGGAAGGUACAUCGUCGAGCUCGAAACAGGAGCCGGACUGCACCAGCGCGACAUUCGGCGUCGUGCCGAUGCUGUUCUAUCUAGCCUGUCCGACGUUGGCCUAGAAGUCGAUGUGAAGGACGACUACUCUUCCAUAUCGACGCGCUUCAGUGGUCUGUCGAUUGAAGUCAAGAACAGCAAAGAGGGCACCCUCGACCAGCUCAAGAAGGUUGAGGGUGUUGCCGAUGCCUGGCCAGUAUAUACGGUCAAACUCAACCCAAUUGCCGAGGGCGACGGUUCCAAGCGAGCAUGGAACCCUCACAUUGUCACCCGCGUUGAUGAGCUUCACAAGCGAGGCCUCAAGGGUCAGGGUCAGCGCGUCUGUGUUGUCGAUAGCGGUGUCGAUGUUGCUCACCCGGCCUUGGCUGGCAGAAUCGUUGGCGGCAAGAACAUGCUGGAUGAUAACAACGAUGUUCAGGACUGCAUCGGUCACGGUACAUUCGUCUCAUCCGUUAUUGUUGGAGACACCAAGGAUUUCCAAGGUGUUGCGCCCCAGGCUGAGGUGUAUAUGUACAAGGUGUUCCCUUGCUCAGACAGCACCAGCAACGAUAUUAUCCUCAAGGGCAUGCUAGCUGCUGAUGCAGACAAUUGCGAUAUUAUAUCACUGUCUCUAGGUAGCGACAGCGGGUAUCAUGGCUCUGUAUUAUCCACGGUCGCAAGCAGCAUUGCGCAAGACCGCCUCGUCGUUGUUGCCGCUGGAAACUCUGGAGAGCAGGGCAUCUUCUACGCCAGCUCCCCAGCCUCAGGCCGCGGCGUCCUCUCCGUAGCAUCUGUGAACGCAAGGCAGGUUCUGCGCUGGCCGGCUACCGUACGGUCUUCGAGCGGACAAGACUUGGCCAUCAGCUACAUCACGCGUGACGGGACCAAGCUGAAUGAGACUGUCAAUGCUCCCAUCACACUCGACGCGGGAGAUGCCUGCAAUCCCGAGUCCUAUGGUGACGAGUCCCAGGCACUUGUCAUCCAACGUGGAGUCUGUAUGUGGGCCAAGGCAUACAAUACCCUGAUGUACAACGGCUUCGGUUACUAUCUCAUCUUUGACUCGUACAAUCAAGGAGUGUUUUACCCGUCAGAUGCCCUCAACUCCAAUCCUUCUAUCCACCUCUUCGGACUCACUGCCGCUUCCGUCGGCACCUGGGUCAAGGAAGAGACUGCUGCGGGCCAUAACCUGACCCUCGUCAUCAAACCAGACGACGACCCUGCGGCAUCUGACCCAGCCAAUACGUUCAACGACUUCCCUGGCGCAGGGCAGGUCUCCUACUUUUCCUCGUGGGGUCCUACCUUUGAGAACGACUUCAGCCCCAAGAUUGCAGCUCCUGGUGGCCUUGUAUACGGAGCUCACCCUGACAACAGCUACGUCGUGCAAUCGGGAACUUCCUUCUCAACUCCCUACGUUGCAGGUGUGGCUGCCCUAUUCUACGCCCAUGUCAGGAAGGACAGCAAAGAGUUUACGCGCAGAAUCUCCGCCACUGCCGCGACUCUUCCAGCAUGGAACGAGGCAGAAAAGUCGGUGCAAGCCGAUAUCGCGCCUCUCGCACAGCAGGGCUCGGGUCUCGUUGACGCAGUCAAGGUCGUGGAUUAUCAGACUAUCCUCUUGUCUGAUUCCCACAUCUCACUCAAUGAUACCGACAACCGGAUAUCCACACACAAAAUUCGUUUAACCAACACGGGCUCUUCUCAGGUCACGUACAAAAUAACACAUGUCGCUGCAGCCAGUGUGAAGUCCAGAGAUGAAUACCUGUACCCUUAUACGUACAUGCCUCCUCUUACUACCGCUUCUGGCUCCAUCAAUGCGCCUGAUAGCAUCACCAUUGCUCCUGGCUCUACGCAAGAGGUUGAAGUCACUUUCAACAAGCCCGCCAACGACCAGGCGAACAGCGGUACCGUCUGGAGCGGCAAGGUCGUGUUCGAGGGCACCAAUGGCGAAUUCGUCUCCGUCCCCUACAUGGGCGUCGAGGUUUCCACCUACAAUUGGACACCUCUGGAGGGCUCUCCUCUCUUCUUCCGCUACGACUCCGGGUCUGGAUACCUGUACCCCAUCGACUGGCAGAGUCAGCCUUACAAGCUGGCUGAAUCUGACUCACCUGAAGUCUACUAUGCCCUUCGUUACGGCACCUACGAGUUCUCAUUUGAUCUGGUGGGCCCUGACUGGAAGGUUGAAGAUUUCUCGUACCCUCUGACCUCUGGAGCCGGGUCUGCCCAAUGGCAUGGCAGCUUGCGAUCGGCACCCGAUGUUUUUGGCUCUUACGUCGAGUUCCCUGCCAGGUUCCCCCUUCGAUUCAGUAAUGUCGGUUUCACCAGGUUCCAGAGCUUCGCCAAUGGGACCGCGGUCAGGACUGGCCGAUAUAAGAUUUUGGCUCGAGCUCUCCGCAUGUUUGGUGAUGCCAGAAACCCGAAGGACUGGCAGUUCACCCUGUCCGACGCCUUCACUGUCCAGCUCGGAGAUGAGACUCUCCCUUCCACGCCCAUCAGCUCGACCACGGCAAUCUCAACUCCGGUCUCUACAGCCACUCCAACCUCCCAGAGCAUGUCUACAACGUCCUCCCAGGUCAUCGUGACACCCUCGAGCAGCGCCAUCGCAUCCACGACAGCCGUUCCAGGGAUCACGACUACCCUGCGGGCCAUUGCCACCCCAACAGGAGUGCCCAACGCCAUUGUCGACGUCUCCGUUGCCAAGCAGGGCUCUUCCACCAACCAGAUCAACGACCCGGGCGUUUGGCUGGAGCUGCACGUUCACAUUGAGAUCCCUUACCGUCUGGCGCUCGACAGUUCCGUCUCUUUUGCUCUCCCUCCCCAGAUUGUGGACGUGGCCACGAGCAAUUACGUGAUGGAUCAGUCCUCCAACUUGGUGGGAUCUGCCAGCUUUGACAAGAGCACCAGCCUCUAUACCAUCAAUUUUGGCGAGUACGUGACAUGGCACAGCCAGUUUGUAGGAGACUUUUACCUCUUCUGUCGAUUCAGCGAGGACUAUCGACCGCAGAUGCAGGCAGGCACCUAUUACCUCGAGGUUCUCACUGUGGGAAAAUCCAUCUACACCCCGCUUAUCUACACUGCUGUUGAUCGCACGCGCGUGUACGAGCACAUGGCCGUCAAGAAGGUUGACAACAUUGACGCGUUCGAAUUCAAGGUCGAGGUGCCUGGUCAGCUAGGUCCUUGGAAUUCGGUCACUUUCACGUCCGUGUACAACGAAAAUGACGGUUUCCUCUGCACCGAGACCACUGUGGCUGUUGGUACCGAGUUCAACGCCCUCAACCAAGUCUCAAAGUCGAGGGAUAUCACGGCAGCAUCUGUGAAGCGAUGCGAGGUCAAGAAUUACAGGGCCAUUGUCACCGAACCCAUCGCAGCAGGAGAGGCUCUCGUUUUCAACAUUGCCACUCUCAUGGGUGUACGAGACAACUGGUCAAUCACCAUGACUUAUGGCCUCGCCAUUGAGCUGAAGAAUGGGACCACAAUCGGAUGGAACUCUCGCUCGAUGACAUAUGAGAAGAAUUCUCGGAGCCGCCCGGACAACUGGAUUAGCGCCGUGGUUGAUAGAGAUGGUCCCGUAGGCCCCAUCAUCUCGACGACCAGUCUGAUUCCUACAACCUCUACCCCGGUGUCCACGCCAGCAUCAACUCCGGUAAGCAGCAGCACCGCGGUCACACCGACAAGCACUCCAGGUUCCUCCACACAAUUGUCGUCGUCUACACCUCAGUCAAGUAUUGUCAGCUCUGGCACUCCCAUCAGAUCAUCUAGCUCAACGGUUGAAACAUCAACCCCGGUCUCUCAUACUACACCAGUGUCCAGUACGGCCGUUUCGUCCACAACGCCUGACUCUAGCACAAUCAUAUCUUCAACCACACCAGUCUCUUCUGGCACACCCGUUUCAUCGUCUGCACCUGAAUCCUCUACGCCUGUGUCGUCCACCGCUCUUGUCUCUUCUACAACCCCUGUCUCUUCUACAGAGGGUUCCUCGUCAGCUAUCUCCACCUCGCAGACCACGCCUGGCUCUUUCACUACCCCCAUUUCUUCACUUGUUUCGUCAUCGACCAUUACUAGCUCUCAGACAACACCUGUCUCUUCGAGUACUCCCAUCUCUUCGACAAGUGUUGGCUCUUCUGCAACAGACGCUUCAGUUUCCUCGCAGACGACACCUGGCACAGCAAUCUCAUCUGCUUCUGUGACUACUCACGGCUCUACAGCAUCUUCGUCAAGAAUCUCUGCAUCUGACUCUUCUUCUUCAGGAGACAUCUCAAGCCCCUCUUCUACUUUGUCUGGCACAACAGCCCCUACUUCUGCAUCCAACGUCGCCACUUCAUCUUCGACUCGCGGACCUGUCAGCCAGUCUGGCCAGCCUCAGUCUUCAGGUGGCAGCUCCCAUGCAAUCACCGGGCCCUCUACGGUGACCACCACAUCUGCCAACCAGGGUCCUGCUGCCACCGAGACACAAACCGUCACUGUCAUCACUUCGGUGUGCUCAGACCCGAGCUGGACAGCCCCCGUCACGGUCACAAUCACUGUGCCCUGCGCCACCAGCGGGCAGACCGAAGUCACAACCGUCACAUCUGUCUGCACGCGGUGCGCUGCCCACCCCGUCACCGUGACUUACACGCAGCCUGCCGCUCAGCCCACUUCAACCAAGGCCGAUGGCUUCCGUGUUCCCACCUCAGCGUCCCAGGCACGCAACUUGAUUCCACAAGUCACCAUUUCGGGAGGUCCAAGCAACUCUGCCCGCCCCAGUAGCGCCUUUUCCACCUUGAUUUCCAUCAGCUCAGCGAAGGCCUCGGAGGCAGCCGGACAAGGGAACGGCGACAAGUCCAGCCAGAGUUCUCAACUUAGUGAGGCUUUAGGCGAUAGCAGAACUACUCAGCCAGCACCUGCCCAGAACACGGCCACAUCCGUUGCGUCGGGCAUUCCAUCGACCGUCGCGACUUCAGCACCUGUCUCGGCAGCUGCUCAUAUGUCGAUGCGGUAUCUGGUAGCCAGCAUUAUCGCAGGUUUUGCAACCUGGGCAUUGGUUAUAUAA